UGACAAUCUAUUGAUUUUUGUUGAUUGUGUUUUGUGUUGUGUUCAGUUUGAGUUCACGUUGUGAUUAAUGUUUGCAUUUUUACCUUUUUAGAAAGCUUUGGCUUUUAUUUUCCUGAUAAAAUACUUUUUCAGGAUUUAAAUAACUAUACGGUAAAAUAAACUAUAUUUUUCCACUUUCGUUAAGGUCAUGGCUGAGUAUUUAGCUUCAAUUUUCGGUACCGAAAAGGAUAAAGUAAACUGCUCGUUCUAUUUUAAAAUAGGAGCAUGUAGACACGGAGACAGGUGUUCUCGAAUCCAUAACAAACCAACAUUUUCUCAAACAUGCCUAUUACAAAAUUUGUAUGUCAAUCCUCAAAAUUCAGCAAAGUCUGCUGAUGGAAGUCACUUGGUUGCUAAUGUUUCUGACGAAGAAAUGCAAGAACAUUAUGAUAACUUUUUUGAAGACGUUUUUGUAGAAUGUGAAGAUAAGUAUGGAGAAAUUGAAGAAAUGAAUGUUUGUGAUAAUUUGGGAGACCAUCUUGUAGGAAAUGUUUAUAUAAAGUUUCGACGUGAAGAAGAUGCUGAAAGGGCUGUCAAUGACUUAAAUAAUCGUUGGUUUGGUGGAAGACCUGUAUAUGCUGAACUGAGUCCUGUGACUGACUUUAGAGAAGCUUGUUGCCGUCAGUAUGAGAUGGGUGAAUGCACCCGGUCAGGAUUCUGCAAUUUCAUGCACUUGAAACCAAUUUCUAGAGAACUGAGGAGAUAUUUGUAUUCAAGAAGGAAGGGAAAGAGUAUUGGAGGAGGCAGACCACAUUCUAGAUCUCGUUCUCCACCAAAGAGGGGACGAUCCCGCUCUAGAGAAAGAAAAGGAUCUAGAUCUCCUAAACAUCGUUCUGGAAGAAGUGGACGUUACUAAUAAGCCUUAAUUUAAUAUGUAAUUACCAUCAAAAUUAUACUAAAUGUGGUCUAAAAUUUAUAAAAUGAGCCCUAUAAAAUAUCGCAAUAGGUUUUGACAUUAAUUUGGGCAAUAGGAUAUUUCGAGUUACAAUAGGAAGGUACAUAUAAGUAUAAUUUUAAGUAAACUCUUUUCUGUUUAUCAUCCAAUUUACUGUAUGUAUUUUUUAAAGUGAAAA
This is a messenger RNA of Psylliodes chrysocephalus, 1112 nucleotides long. NCBI's taxonomy places the organism in Eukaryota, Metazoa, Arthropoda, Insecta, Coleoptera, Chrysomelidae. The record is from the annotation of a GenBank genome assembly.